GACUGCUCACCGGUGCAGGUGUGUCCUGGGGGGGUAAUAAAGGAGUGUUUUUCUGGGCGUGUGAUGCAUGAGCUGGCAGAGCUGCUCAGGGAUUCCAGAGAGGAACAUGGACAUGAAGAGCUCCGUCAGAGAAGGAUUCCUGAUCAAGAGGGGUCAUGUCGUCCACAACUGGAAGGCUCGCUGGUUUGUUCUGACUCCAGACAAGCUGCUGUACUUCAAGUAUGAAGGAGGAAAAAGAGACUCGAGUCAGCGAGGGAAGAUCCUGCUGAAGGAUUGUGUCAUCACUUGUCCUUUCUUGGAGUACGAAAACCGGCCGUUGGUGCUGAAGCUGCACUCCAAACUCGGCGUGGAUCACUUCCUGGAGGCUUGUUCCAGAGAGGAGCGGGACGCGUGGGCGGCUGACAUCAGGGCCGCCGUCGACAGGCUGCAGACAGCCGAGGAAGACGAGGCCAAGCCUUCGUCUGCCGAGACGCAGCUGCAGAACGUCGACCUCAGUAAAGUCCUGGACUCCAUGUACGACGUCCACAGCGGCAUCAGGAUGGGGAGCCACGUGGAGCAGGGCAGCACCUACAGCAACUGUUUCUCAGGCUCGGCGGUGGUGGACUGGCUGGUGUUCGUGCGGUUCGCCCUGACCCGGCUGGAGGCCGUCACCCUGGGCUCGGCUCUGGUGGAGAUGGGUCACCUGCAGCCCGUGGGGCUGAGGAGCGUGGAGGCGCUGCGCUCCGCCGGCCUCAGCCAGCAGUUCCUGGACGACUCCACCGCGCUGUACAGCUUCGCUGAAAACCUGAAGAAACGGGGCAGCGUGAAGGCGGAGAAGUCGCUGUCUGCGUUGGAGCUGAGCGGGAAGGUGGUGAAGAGAGGAUACCUGCUGAAACAGGGACACAGACGGAAGAACUGGAAGGUCCGACUCUUCGUGCUGCGUUCAGAGCCGGCGUUCCUUCACUACUUUGACCCCUGCAGGGACGACUGCAGCCCGGCGGGCGGCUUUUCGCUGCGGGGGUGUCUGGUGUCUUCUCUGGAGGAUAACGGCGUUCCCUCAGGUGUGAAAGGCAACGUUCAAGGAAACCUGUUUAAAAUCAUCACCCAGUCAGACGUUCAUUACUUCAUCCAGGCGCCGACUCAGCAGGAGAAAACGGAAUGGAUCGACGCCAUCCGACAGCAAACAUAGACUUCCUGUUGGUCUCUGUGAAAAGGAAGUUUUUCUUUUGCUGAUUUUGCUCGUUCCAUGAAGACGCUGGAGAAACAUCACAAGCUGCAGCGUCUCUGGAUCGAACCUGUUCUGUUUAGAGACUUUAAACACAAUUUGUUCCAAUCUAAACUGGAGUUCUGUGACAUCCAGGUCUCCUGGGAAAAUCCUUUUACUCACCGGAUCUUCAGGAUGAUGUUUAAUGAUUUAAUUUCUCUUUUUUUGUAUUUUCUUUUAUAUUUAAAAUUAAAAACAAUCUAUUGCUGCAUUUUUUAUCCAGCAUUUUAAAUCGUAUUUAAUGUUUCCAAUAAAAAAAUAAUAA
Messenger RNA from Oryzias melastigma (Indian medaka), 1508 nucleotides. RefSeq names its product pleckstrin 2 (gene plek2). NCBI's taxonomy places the organism in Eukaryota, Metazoa, Chordata, Actinopteri, Beloniformes, Adrianichthyidae. Bases 68 to 1168 code for a protein of 366 amino acids. The record is from RefSeq and is a predicted model, not a curated record. The transcript has 9 exons. Gene Ontology annotation, cellular component: plasma membrane. Gene Ontology annotation, biological process: actin cytoskeleton organization; intracellular signal transduction.